Messenger RNA from Andrographis paniculata, 1204 nucleotides. RefSeq lists its product as uncharacterized. Gene Ontology annotation, cellular component: membrane. NCBI's taxonomy places the organism in Eukaryota, Viridiplantae, Streptophyta, Magnoliopsida, Lamiales, Acanthaceae. The record is from RefSeq and is a predicted model, not a curated record. The coding region runs from base 198 to 1025 and encodes 275 amino acids. The transcript has 10 exons.
AUGUUUUAUUAUUUUCUAGGACCAAUUGUGGAAAGAAUCCGCGCGAAUCAGCCAUGGAUUGAACUGAAGGAUCCAACCAUUUGAUCUUCCAAUUGAGUGCGCCAUGGAGUGGAAACCCCGUUGCAUUUCCCACUCUUCCCCCCUUCCUCGAUGAUUACAAGCGAUUGAUCAUCUGCAAAGAUUUUCAAUCAAUCGAAAUGGCGUUCGAAAUCCCUUGGGCUUUCUUAUGGAGAACUUUACUGGUGUUGUUCCUCGCCGCCGCCGCCGGAAUCGCUUGCUUCACUCUCCCCGUUCAAAAGUUGCUUAAGGGAUUCUUAGCAUGGAUUGAUGAAGAUCUUGGACCUUGGGGUCCUCUAGUGCUGACUGUGGGGUACAUUCCUUUGACAAUAUUAGCAGUCCCUGCUUCGGUUCUUUCGCUCGGUGGUGGCUAUCUGUUUGGAUUGCUUUUAGGUUUUAUUUCCGACUCUGUUGGGGCUACAUUGGGUGCCGGGGCUGCGUUUCUUCUCGGAAGAACUCUUGGGAGGCCGUUUGUUAUGUCCAGAUUAAAGGACUGCCCAAAUUUCAAUGCAAUAACCGUGGCAAUUGAGAGAUCGGGAUUUAAGAUUAUGUUGUUGCUAAGGCUCGCACCUUUAGUUCCGUUUAACGUACUGAAUUACUUCUUAUCCGUGACUCCUGUCCCAUUUGCUGAUUACUUACUGGCUUCGUGGUUGGGCAUGAUUCCAAUAACCGUCGCUUUGGUGUAUGUCGGGACAACCUUGAAGGAUAUCUCGGAUGUAACACAUGAAUAUACCGAAUUUUCACUAUCCCGUCUGACGUACUUUGUGUUGGGCAUUUUGGUGUCCGUCGUCUUGAUGAUUUGUGUCACACAAAUUGCUAAGAACACUUUGGAGAAAGUUUUGGCCGAAAAUCCACAAGAAAACGAGGAUCCAUCGCCGAUAGAAGACCCCGAAUCACACAAUGGCGUGGACUCGCCUGCGAAUCUCCAACAGCCACUUAUAGUACACGUCGAGUCUCCCGUCGGGUAAAUUUGAUCGGUAAGUUUUGCGAAUAGAUGCUUCCCUUCGGGUAAAUUUGAUCGUUUGAUCGAUAAGUUUCGCAAAUAGAUGCUUAUUCGAUGUAUAGAAGGAACCUAUUUCGACAAAUUCGUAACACGAUAAUUUGAUGUUACUUAUCAGAGUUAUCUAUACAAUUUUUUGAAUCGAUU